Myotis davidii is the source of this 986-nucleotide messenger RNA. It is a transcript of the gene GLIPR1, whose product is annotated as GLI pathogenesis-related 1. The coding region runs from base 91 to 882 and encodes 263 amino acids. The transcript has 6 exons. The record is from RefSeq and is a predicted model, not a curated record. Lineage: Eukaryota; Metazoa; Chordata; Mammalia; Chiroptera; Vespertilionidae. Gene Ontology annotation, cellular component: extracellular region.
GUUCUGCUUUGCCACUUCCCCAAGCUGUGCUCUGCAAAACCCAGACGCGCACAGGCAGAACCUGCGGGGCCCCGCGCCAGAUGCCCGAGCAUGCGAGUCACCCUUGCUCUGACAGCCUGGACGGUUUCUGUGGUCUCCAGUUACUCGUAUUCACCAAACAGUUUACCGGAUAUCGACAAUGAAGCGUUUAUCAAAGACUGUGUUCGCAUUCAUAACAAGUUCCGAUCAGAGGUGAAGCCGGCAGCCAGUGACAUGCUGUACAUGACCUGGGACCCAGUACUAGCCCAAACGGCGAAAGCGUGGGCAAAAACAUGUCAGUUUUCACAUAACGUACAGCUGAAGACACCCCACCUGCUGCACCCAAAUUUCACUUCACUGGGAGAAAACAUCUGGAGUGGGUCUCAGUCCAUCUUUUCUGUGUCUUCAGCCAUCACAAGCUGGUACAAUGAAAUUGAAUACUAUGACUUCAAGACUCGGAAGUGCAGCAAGGUCUGUGGCCAUUACACUCAGGUUGUGUGGGCAGAUAGUUACAAAGUUGGCUGUGCAGUACAUUUCUGUCCUAAAAUUUCCGGCUUACAGUUUCCUAAUGCUGCACAUUUUAUAUGCAACUACGGACCAGCAGGAAAUUACCCCACUUUGCCAUAUAAAAAAGGAUCCACUUGCAGUGCUUGCCCCCAAAAUGACAAUUGUUUGGACAAUCUGUGUGUUAGCACACAGCGAGACAAAGUCACACGUUACUACUCUAUUGUGUAUCCAGACUGGCCGAUAUAUUUACGUAAUAGAUCCCUAUCUCUCUUUCUCAUUGUUAGUCCACUAGUACUAAUCCUGGCUGCUAUUAUUACCAUCUUGGUCAAGUACAAACAUUUAGUUCUUUUGGACUAAUACAACCCAGAAAAAUACAGUUUACAGACUUGCCCGGCCAGUGUUGCUCGGUGGUUGAGCACUGACCUAUGAAGCAGGAGGUCACUGUUCUGAUUCCUGGUCAG